GUGAUCGGAGCCCUCGUCCUCACCGUUGGGAUUUAUGCAGAAAUUGAAAGACAAAAGUACAAAACUCUAGAAAGUGCCUUCCUAGCCCCAGCAAUUAUUCUGAUACUUCUGGGCAUUAUCAUGUUCCUGGUAUCCUUUGUGGGUGUGCUGGCUUCUCUGAGAGACAAUUUAUGCCUUCUGCAAGCAUUCAUGUAUAUCCUCGGUAUCUGUCUGCUGAUUGAGCUGACGGGUGGAGUGGUGGCCCUGAUCUUCAGAAACCAGACAAUCAAAUUUUUGAACGAUAACAUUAGAAGAGGAAUUCAGAAUUACUAUGAUGAUUUAGACUUCAAGAACAUCAUGGAUUCUGUUCAAAAGCAGUUUAAGUGCUGUGGUGGGGAAGAUUACAAAGACUGGUCCCAGAAUGUAUACCACAACUGUGCGGCGCCGGGACCUCUGGCCUGCGGGGUGCCCUACACUUGCUGCAUCAGAAACAAAACAGACACUAUCAACACUAUGUGUGGAUACAAAACCAUUGACCAAGAGCGCCUGAGUGUGCAGCAUGUCAUAUACGUUCGAGGGUGCACGAAUGCAGUGCUCAUCUGGUUUCUGGACAACUACAGCAUCAUGGCUGGCGUGCUGCUCGGCAUCCUGCUGCCCCAGUUCCUGGGAGUGCUGUUGUCCCUGCUGUACAUAACUCGAGUGGAAGAUAUCAUCACCGAGCACAAGCUGAGUGAGAGGCUGUUCGUGGACGGGCAGCAGAGCUCUGCCCCCGAGUUCCCAGAGGCUGGCUGCUGCAUGUGCUACCCGGGCUGA
Messenger RNA from Acanthisitta chloris (rifleman), 792 nucleotides. RefSeq names its product tetraspanin 15 (gene TSPAN15). Gene Ontology annotation, cellular component: membrane. The annotation marks the transcript as partial. The transcript is spliced from 7 exons. The record is from RefSeq and is a predicted model, not a curated record. NCBI's taxonomy places the organism in Eukaryota, Metazoa, Chordata, Aves, Passeriformes, Acanthisittidae.